CUGGAAGAAUCAAGAUUCCCAUGCCAAGUCUUAUUGGGUGAGCUCACUUCAGGGAAAAGACCACAGGGUUGCCCUCUUCAAAGAUACAAGGUCCAACUUAAAACAACACUGAAAGCCCAAAUCGUUCGAGGCACAAGCCCGAGACCGUACCAACCAGAAAAGAAAAGGAAGAAAUCAAACGACAGGAGAGAAAGGCUCGGCAAAAUCAACCUCGUCCUCUACCAACAUGCAGUCAGUGUCAUCGACUCGUCUAUGAAAGAAUUGAUCUACAUAAUCAACGCCAUUACCAUAAAAGAAGCGAUCAGCAAAGAAAAAAUUAAAUUUUCGGAUACUAGAUAAAACCGACGACGACGAUAAUUUCAAUUAACGAUGAUCAACUGAUACAAGAUAUAAAAAUUUACAACCAUCGCAUCACUAAUCUGUACCAGCUGUGGAUACAUCCCCAGUUGUCGUUCCUUAUGAGAUCGCUUUACCGUCUCAGUGACUCGAAACCGCAGAGGCAUUGUUCAAAUUUUUACUGUUGUAAGCAAUAUUGCUUUCUUUCAGGUUGUCUUUAACUCAAUUGCAGAACAAUUUAAAGUCUUAGACAUUGCACUACUUUGGAUAAUGCUAUCAUCCUUUGAGCAAUAACAAGUCUUGUAUGUAUCACUAUGUCGAGUGUUGUAUAAAAUGCAAAAUCAAGUAACAGUGCAGCCCUAUGCAUGUAACGUUUGUGAGAAAUCCUUUCUACAAAAAGGAGAUUUGGUAAAUCACAUGAGGAUCCACACAGGAGAGAAACCAUAUAAUUGUGAAAUAUGUGAUAAAAGCUUCAACAACAACUCUAAUUACAAGAGGCACAUGAGGGUCCACACCAAUGAGAAACCUUAUAGCUGUGAAAUAUGUGGAGAAAACUUUGGUUACAACAGUACUUUAGUAAAUCAUAUGGCAAUACACACCGGUGAGAAACCUUUCCAAUGCAUGACUUGUGAUAAACUAUUUUCCAGAAGUUAUUGUUUAAAAGAACAUAUUAAAAUUCACACUGGUGAAGUGACACCUCACCAUGAAAAUGAUAAAAAACGCAAAAAGUCUACAGAUAGAGAAAAACCAUUAAAAUGUCAGGUCUGUAAAAAGGGUUUCUUUUAUAUGAGUGAAUUAAACAGUCAUCUUCGGAUCCACACUGGGGAGAGACCAUAUCAAUGUGACAUUUGUAACAAAGGGUUUUCUCGUAAAAGUGAUUUAACCAACCACUUAAAAACGCACACAGGAGAAAAACCAUACUCCUGUGAUAUCUGUGAGAGGAACUUCGGUGAACGGUCAACAUUGAGUCGACACAGAAGAAUUCACACUGGAGAGAAACCAUUUCAGUGUGUUGUUUGUGGAAAAGGGUUUGUGUCAAGUGAUUCUCUGACUGGACAUCUCAGAGUUCACACAGGUGAAAAACCUUUCAGUUGUGAAAUAUGUGGUCAGAAUUUUGCAGAUAGAUCUACUUUGAAAAGACAUGGCCUGCGACACACGGGGGAAAGACCAUUCCACUGUGAAAUUUGUGGAAACAACUUCUCCAGGAAGUCAACAUUGAACACACAUCUUCGGACACACAAUAAUGCCCCCUUAUGAUAAUUCACAUAUGAAGGGCAUCCAGCCUUAAAAACCAUAUCAAAAUAAACAGAGGAGCCCGAUGCAGUCCCUGGACCUGUCUGAUCCUAUCAAACCAGCCAACCCAUUCCAGCAUGGAACAUGGAUAAUAAAUGAUGAUGAUGACAUGAUAUUCUCCAAACAUGAUACAGUCUCUUGCCUUGCCAUGAAAUAGAGAAAUUCAAAAAAUUUUAUAAGUAUUUUUUAUUUUCUGCUAUUUUAAAUUAUUUUAAAUUGAAUAAUUUAUUUUUUUAAAUGUUUGAAUCAGUAUUUUUUUUACUAGUUAAACAAAAAUAAAAAAUUUUAAUCUCUUAUAAAA
Octopus bimaculoides (California two-spot octopus) is the source of this 1930-nucleotide messenger RNA. RefSeq lists its product as uncharacterized. The record is from RefSeq and is a predicted model, not a curated record. Gene Ontology annotation, molecular function: RNA polymerase II cis-regulatory region sequence-specific DNA binding; DNA-binding transcription factor activity, RNA polymerase II-specific. Gene Ontology annotation, biological process: regulation of transcription by RNA polymerase II. Lineage: Eukaryota; Metazoa; Mollusca; Cephalopoda; Octopoda; Octopodidae.